Molecule: messenger RNA, 1975 nt
Organism: Peromyscus leucopus (white-footed mouse)
Lineage: Eukaryota; Metazoa; Chordata; Mammalia; Rodentia; Cricetidae
Gene: Wbp2
Product: WW domain binding protein 2
Exons: 8
Coding region: 187-981 (264 amino acids)
Biological process (GO): positive regulation of DNA-templated transcription
Cellular component (GO): nucleus
Molecular function (GO): transcription coactivator activity; chromatin DNA binding
Source: RefSeq, a predicted model, not a curated record
GCAACUUGGGGGAGGGGGAGCGUGAGUAAACUCUCGGCACGUGACAUUGGAAAUCAGGUGGUUGGCCAGCCUACGCGCAGGAGCUGUGAUUGGCUGACUGUAAUACGAACGACGCCACUAGAGGCGGGCCAAAGACCGGCGCAGGCGCAGAGCGUUGCGAGCCUCGGGACCCCAGUGGCGGAGACUAUGGCGCUCAACAAGAAUCACUCAGAGGGUGGCGGAGUGAUCGUCAACAACAGUGAGAGCAUCCUAAUGUCCUACGAUCAUGUGGAGCUUACAUUCAAUGACAUGAAGAAUGUGCCAGAGGCCUUCAAAGGGACCAAGAAAGGCACCAUCUACCUUACCCCAUACCGGGUCAUCUUUCUGUCCAAGGGGAAGGAUGCCAUGCAGUCCUUCAUGAUGCCCUUUUAUCUGAUGAAGGACUGUGAGAUCAAGCAGCCGGUGUUCGGGGCGAACUUCAUUAAGGGGACCGUGAAGGCUGAAGCGGGAGGUGGCUGGGAAGGCUCUGCUUCCUACAAGUUGACCUUCACAGCAGGGGGCGCCAUCGAGUUUGGGCAGCGGAUGCUCCAGGUGGCAUCUCAAGCCUCCAGAGGUGAAGCCCCUAAUGGAGCCUAUGGGUACCCUUACAUGCCCAGCGGGGCCUAUGUCUUUCCCCCACCAGUCGCCAAUGGAAUGUACCCCUGCCCUCCUGGCUACCCCUAUCCACCGCCCCCACCUGAGUUCUAUCCAGGACCUCCCAUGAUGGAUGGGGCCAUGGGAUACGUACAGCCACCACCACCACCCUAUCCUGGGCCCAUGGAGCCUCCGGUCAGCGGCCCCAGUGCCCCCUCCACUCCUGCAGCCGAGGCCAAGGCCGCAGAAGCAGCUGCCAGCGCUUAUUACAACCCAGGCAACCCACACAAUGUCUACAUGCCCACGGUGAGUGGGAGCCAGCCUCCCCCGCCACCCUACUACCCCCCGGAAGACAAGAAGACCCAGUAGACCCUGCUCACCUCCCUGCCUCUUGUGGAUGACCCCUUCCUGGGCCUCCCAUGGAGCUGCAUCUGGGACUCUGGGAGGCCAGGGAGGGCCUGUUCUUCCCCAGGCCUGAUUAUAAACAGUUAGCAGGAACUAGCCCUGACGGAAGGGUGGGGCUCCGGGCCUCCGAGAGGAGCCUCCCAGCUUCCCACACUAGCUCAGCCCGUGGCGCUGCUCAUCUAGCUUCCCUCUCACCACCUCUGGGGCUCUCAGGAGCGCGGGAUGACCCCUUGUUCCUCUCUGUAGUAGCUCCUCCCCACAGAGGGACUCUCUAGCCACUCCUCCACCACACCCAGCCCCUCAGCCUGAUGGCCACUGAACUCCAUCUUGGGGGCUUAUCCGACCAGCCUUGUGUCUCCCCCUCCGGCUCUGCCAGGCCAUGAUCACAUUCCUUCCCCUGGUGUGGCCUGACCCUGGAAGGCCGCUGUCCCAGCAGAUGCUGAGUCCACAUUCCCUUUGGCCAGGCGCUGGCCUCAGUCACACCCACCCUGCCUGCCACACUAGCCUGCUUCCUUCUGUUGCCUCUGGCUUUGGGAAUUUUACCCUGAGCCUCCAGCAGUUGGUGGCUUCAGAAGCAAAGGCACUGUGGCCAGGAGGAAGCCCCCUCUAGUGUUUCUGGGAAUGAUUUCCCCUCCUCUCCCCGCCCCUUACAAGGGGCUUCUUCACAGGAGCAUUAGAGAAUGCAUGUCUGUCCGAUCGGUCCCUUUGGUCUGGGAAGGAGCACCUCCAACCAUGUGACCUGUAAGCUGCCAUCUGCCCCUGGAAGCUUCACACCCCCUGGAAGCAUUAAGAUUUGCUCUUGAUGUUCCUGGACGCAAAUUGAGGAGAUGGUUAUUUAAAGAGAAUUCCCUAUUUAUUUGACACAAAAAAAUCCAGUAAUAUAUUAAUGUGAAAUAAACCCUGUUUGCACCUUGAUUUGUUUGCUACAACUGUGAAAUAGUAAAAUGAAGUAACUGGA